Molecule: messenger RNA, 763 nt
Organism: Durio zibethinus
Lineage: Eukaryota; Viridiplantae; Streptophyta; Magnoliopsida; Malvales; Malvaceae
Product: universal stress protein PHOS32-like
Source: RefSeq, a predicted model, not a curated record
UUGUUUAUUCUUGUUGCAACAACAAAUAAAUAGAGCAGGAAGAAUGGCAGGAGAUAGGAAGAUAGGGGUGGCUAUGGACUUCUCAUGUACCAGCAAGAACGCUCUUAAAUGGGCUAUAGAUAACUUGGCUGACAAAGGAGACACCCUUUACAUCAUCCACAUCAACCCCAACUCUCUUGAUGAGUCUCGCAACGUUCUCUGGGCCAAAUCUGGUUCUGCUCUUAUUCCUUUAACAGAAUUUAGAGAGCCACAAAUUAUGAAGAAAUACGAUGUUAAAACUGAUAUUGAAGUUCUUGACAUGCUUGACACUGCUUCUAGACAAAAAGAGAUACAGGUUAUCACAAAACUGUACUGGGGAGCAGAUGCUAGAGAAAAAAUUCUUGAUGCUAUUGAAGAUCUAAAGCUCGACUCUAUGGUUAUGGGAAGCAGAGGACUUGGAACCGUUCAAAGGAUUAUCUUGGGGAGUGUGAGCAACUACGUUAUGACGCAUGCUCCUUGCCCUGUUACCAUCGUUAAGGAACCAUCGAGGUCCAGCAAGCACUGAUAAGUUUAUAUUUCGAAUUUGAUUUACAAAACAAUAAUGUAUGGUUUUUUCGGCUCGAUCUGCUGUUCCUUUUUGGUUGAUCAUGUUGACUAAGGACUUUGGUUGUUUCUCAAAUGUGGAACUUUGUCAUAUAUGAAUUGUUAUCAAUUUGUGUUCCUUUGGUAUUGAUUUAUGGCCCUACUAUCGAAAUCAUAUUCCUCAUGUUGAGGAAAAGCUGAU